Molecule: messenger RNA, 3650 nt
Organism: Zingiber officinale
Lineage: Eukaryota; Viridiplantae; Streptophyta; Magnoliopsida; Zingiberales; Zingiberaceae
Product: protein WEAK CHLOROPLAST MOVEMENT UNDER BLUE LIGHT 1-like
Exons: 2
Coding region: 265-3495 (1076 amino acids)
Source: RefSeq, a predicted model, not a curated record
AUUUAAGAACACGUAUAUAAGGCUUAUUAAAUGUGACAAAUAUUUUAGUUUUUCAAUUUUCUGGUUUGCAGUUUGACAAGGACGACGUAUUUGGUAUGGUAGUGUUGCACCAACGACAUGAAUUUACUUGGAUUUAUAUGCAUGAUAAUUUUUUGUGGCUACAUUAGCUGAAUAUGUUUAACCUAAUCUUUGUUGGCUUAUUGUGCCAAGUGUGGUGCCAUUUAGAUGGAUAAUCUGUAAGUGGGCUGAACAUAUUCCUCAGUUAUGGAAGAAGCAAGCACAUUAUCCAUUCCGCCAGAAUCUCUUCCAUCUUCAGAAGAACUUGUAACUUCAAGUGUAGCUGACAAAUAUCUUGAGAGUACUGAUCACUUUCAGGAGAAAAGUGUGGAUGAUACAGGGACAAAAGUUGAGCAACAUUACUCAGUUCCAUCAAUGGACAACAAGUAUUUGAGUGAUAGACAGCAUAAGAAAGGAGUAGAAGAAGUCUAUUCGAAUUACAAGCAGGAAGUUGCUGUAGAGGAUUCCCAGCUAUUUGUUCUGCAAAAUUUUGAAUAUAUCUCAUCUGAACAAAUUACUUUCACUACUGAUAGACAGCACAAGAAAGGAGUAGAAGAAGAAAUGGCAUCAGUUGAGCUUCAGCAACAUUUAUCUGAUCCUUCAUCAGUAGACAGCAAACCUUUAAGUGGAGGAGUUGAGUUGACUAACAAGCAGGAAGAUGAGGCAUCCGCUCAGCUUCAGCAACACCUCCCAGAUCCUUCAUCUGAGAACAACAAGCCUUUAAGUGAACAAGUCAAUGCCAAUAACAAACAGAAAGUUGCUGUCCAGGAUUCUGAACCAUCAGUUCAGCAAAAUUUUACAUAUAUCUCAGCUGAACAAGUAACUGCUUCUGAAAGUCUCACUACUCAUAGACAGCUUAAAGAAGGUGCAGAAGAAGAAGAUGAGGCAUCUGCUCAGCUUCAGCAACAUUUUUCUGAUUCUUCAUCAGUGCAUAGCAAACCUUUCAAUGAAGAUGUUGUACAGAUACAAAAAUUUGUAGAUAUCUCAUCCCCACAAGUGACUGCUACUUUAAACGUGGAUACUCGUAGCCAGCAUCAAAAAGGAGACGGAUCUCAGCAAAGCAUUGCCAAUGCCUCAAUAAUAGACAUUGAUAAUGCAAAUGCAAAUGCAAAAGACAACUCUAGUGUACUAGAUACUCCCGUUGGUGGUAAAGCUCUGCUUAUCUCAGAAACUAUUAAAGAUCCACUAUCUCAUUUUUUGGAGGCACAAAAAGGUCUAAAGAGCAUUUCCCCUCAUAAAGGAAAAGCUUCUUCUAAAUAUGGUACCAGCGAGGACACUAAAAGAAGAAAAAGUGAAAGGAAGCCAUCUCGGUUCCUUUCUGAUCUCAGCCGCUGGAAUGCUCUUGGAGAAACAGAUAAGAAGCCAGCAGAGUUAACUAAAUCCUUCAAGAACAGAGAAGUCACAAAUAGAGGUAUUGUCGACACAAGUACACAAGCUCCUGUUAUGUCAGUUGUGAACAAAUUUGGAGGAAGCUAUGACUGGAGAGCUAAUAAAGCACAAUUUGCAAAACAAAAGACUGCCAAGUUUGAACUAGAAAAGGUUCAAGGAGAAAUUGCUAAAUGCAAAAGACAAUUAGAUUUUUCUGAAGAGGCUAAAGUCCAGGUACUGAAAGAGAUGGAAGGCACUGAGAGGUUAAUAGAAGAACUGAAGCAUAAAUUAGAGAGAGCCAAGCAAGAUGAGGCUCAUGCAAGACAAGACAUGGAACUGUCCCAUCUAAGAUUCGAUGAAAUAGAGCAAGGUAUUCCCAUUGAAUCAAGCAAUGUGGUUAAAGCACAAUUAGAGGUCGCCAGAGAGAGACAUGAAGCCAUAAUGACUGAGAGACAGUCAUCGGUUAAGGAACUGAAAGAUUUACAAGAAAAGUUGGUUUUAUUGAUUAAUGAAAGAGAUAUUGCAAUUAGGAAAUCUAAAGAGGCUACUUUUGCUGCCAUGGAGAUUGAGAAGAAAGUAGAGGAGCUUACCAUGGAGCUCAACUCAACAAAAGGUCCAGUGCAAUCAGCUCGUGCUGCAUAUCUUGAGGCAAAUGAACAUAGAAUUGGUGCGAUCUUGGUACGAGAUCAAGAUUGCCUAACAUGGGAGAAGGAAUUAAAACAGGUUGAAGAAGAGGUUCAACAGUUUUAUCAGCUGCUGACGUUAACAAAGGAUCUAAAAUUAAAACUAGAUACAUCCUCUGCAUUGUUAUCUAAAGUCAAGGCUGAAUUAGUAGCAUAUAUGAAAGCAAAAUUGGAAGAAGAGUCUGAGGGUUUAAAAAUUGAUAAAAUGUCAGAUAAUGAGGCAGAAACAAAGAGAAGACUCCCAUUCACUGAAGAAACGGAUCUAACUAAAAGGGAACUUGAGGAAUUGAACAAUAGAAAGAAAGAAUCUGAAAACGUGGUUAACUCUCUUAGAGUUGCAUUCUCAGACCUCAAGUCUGAGCUUGAAGCUGAAAAAUCUGCUCUCGAUAUCUUAAAACAGAGGGAAGGCAUGGCAUCUAUAGUCGUUUCUUCCCUAGUAGCUGAGAUUGACAGGACAAACAAAGAAAUCGAAGCAGUUAGAUUGAGGGAAAAGGAAGGCAGAGACAAGAUGGUGGAGCUACUCAAGUCAUUGCCAAGAGCAGCUCAGGAAGCAGAUGAAGCCAAAUCUGUUGCGAAGAUGGUGCGUGAAGAACUGCAAAAUUCCAGAAACGAGGCUGAGCAAGCACAAGCCGCUGCAAGCACAAUGCAGAUGAAACUACAUGCAACGUUCAAGGAAAUAGAAGCAGCGAAAGCGUCAGAGAAGUUGGCACUUGCACAGGUGCAAGCACGUCAAGACAGUGUGCAUCUCCCUAGCGGGGUUGGUGUGACUCUACAAUUAGAUGAGUACUUGACUCUUUGCAAGAAAGCCAAUGAAGCGGAGCAGCUUGCGCGUGAGAAAGUGACAGCCGCUCACACAGAAAUUGAAAUGGCUAUACAAUCGCAGUUACUUAGCUUGAAGAGACUGAAGGAAGCAUAUAGGGAGAUGCCACAACGCAAGGAAGCUUUGGAAAUCGCUAUGAAGAAGGCCGAGGAGGCAAUGAGCGGCAAAUUGGCAGCAGAACAGGCGUUUAGGGCAUGCAGAGCUGAGCUAGAGCAUCAAAGAAAAGCUAAUGAUGCAGGUAAAGCAGCUGUUGGACAUCAAGCGAGCUCACUUGCGAGUGUUCAUCAGAGAAGUGAAACAAACAUGACCAGAAAACCAGAAGAGGAGUUAGAACAGCAAUGGAAAGCUAGCAAUGAAGCUACAAGUGUUGCCGUUGUUGGUCCCCAGGAGAGCACACAUUCUAGCUUGCCUCAAAAAAGUGAAACAACGAGCAGCAAGAAGCAAGAAAGCGAUGUUCUUGUGCAUCCUGAGUUGGAAGAUACUAAACAUUCUAUUAUCGUGAACAAAAAGAAGAAAUCAGUAUUUUGGAAGUUUAUUUUCUUCUUUGGCCGCCGAACCAAACACUGAACCAAUAGACAUAGUUGAUGCAUGGAUGCCUGAGUGAAGAAGAUUGCCAUUUUGUUGUUGUAACGAGUUUCAUAUAAUCUUUCCCUGCUGAAUGUAAAUGCCUCACAAAUUUGACAAUACAGACAUUGAUGAAUUGUACACUCGUAUGAUUUAUU